Molecule: messenger RNA, 2757 nt
Organism: Plasmodium gaboni
Lineage: Eukaryota; Apicomplexa; Aconoidasida; Haemosporida; Plasmodiidae
Product: putative glutamine--tRNA ligase
Exons: 1
Coding region: 1-2757 (918 amino acids)
Biological process (GO): glutaminyl-tRNA aminoacylation; translation
Cellular component (GO): cytosol; cytoplasm
Molecular function (GO): glutamine-tRNA ligase activity; ATP binding
Source: RefSeq, a predicted model, not a curated record
AUGCGCAAUACAGAAAAUUUAUAUAUAAAGAAUAAACUGGACUCUACAUUAUUUAUUUCUAAUUUUUAUAAUUGGUUUAAAAUUCACUUCAAAGGCACCUUAUUAAUACGAGAAAAUAGUAAUAUAAAGAAUGCAACAUUGAUAGAACUUAUAGAUAAUAAAAAACUAUUAUUAAAUGAAAUUAAUGCUUGUGAGGCAUUAUUAAAAUUAAAUGAGCAUGAUGAAAAUUGUGAUUCUUUAAGUGGUACCAUUAACGUGAAUGAUAAUAAAAAACAAACAAACAACAACAACAAUAAUAAUAAUAAUAAUAAUAAUAAUAACAUUAAUAUUAGUAGUAAUAAUAUCCAUAGUAAUAAUAUCAAUAGUAAUAAUAUACAACGUUGUAGUUACUCUACUACCAGGUGGUGCAAUUUUAGUUGCAAUGUCUUUGAUUAUUUUCAUAUUUUAAAAAUAGAAGAAUUGAAGGAUUUUUUAAAAGAUUAUAUUUUUACAAAUAAAAAAAUAAAUAAAGAAUUCUUUGAUGUUAUCGAACAAGAUAUGAUUAACUGGAAGAACUUAUUUUUCUUUGGAAAUCAAAAAAAGAAACCAGGAUUCUUAGACUUUUUAUUAUUGAGUGUUUUAAAAAAACAAAAUAUUCACUCCAUUGAAGAAACGCAAUAUAAAAAUUUAUAUAACUGGUUUAAUAAUAAUAAUAAUAAUAUGUGUGAUGUAUUAAAACAUAAAAAGGGAAAUGCCCAAAAUGAAGAUAAUACACAUAACACAUCGAAUACUAAUUUUAUUCAACAAAUUAUUGAAGAAGAUUUAAAAAAUAAAAAACAUACACAUGUCAUUACUAGAUUUCCACCUGAACCUAAUGGAUAUUUACAUUUAGGUCAUGCUAAAAGUAUAUGUUUAAAUUUUGGUUUAUCAAAUAAAUAUGGUGGUAGAACCCAUUUACGUUUUGAUGACACGAACCCAGUUACAGAAGAAAUUAGAUAUAUAGAAUCCAUAAAAGAAGAUGUGAAAUGGUUAGGAUAUGAUUGGAAAGAACAUUUAUAUUUUGCUUCUAAUUAUUUUGAACAAUUAUAUGAAUGGGCUAAGAUAUUAAUAAAACAAGGAGAUGCAUAUGUAGAUGAUCAAAGUAUUGAAGAAAUACGAAAAAAUCGUGGAACUUUAAAAGAACCAGGAAUUGAUUCACCAUAUAGAAAUAGAAGUGUUGAAGAAAAUUUAAAAUUAUUUGAAAAUAUGAAAAAUGGUUUAUAUAAAGAAGGAGAAAAGGUAUUAAGAGCAAAAAUAGAUAUGACAUCAGGUAAUAUGAAUUUAAGAGAUCCAAUAUUAUAUCGUAUUAUGUUUAAAACACAUCCUAAAACAAAAAAUAAAUGGGUUAUAUAUCCAAUGUAUGAUUAUGCUCAUGGCCAAUCUGAUUCCAUUGAAAAUAUUACACAUUCUAUAUGUACUUUAGAAUUUGAAACACAUAGACCUUUAUAUGAAUGGUUCCAAAAUAAAUUAAAUAUUUUUAAAACUCGACAAAUUGAAUUUGCUCGUUUAAAUGUAACAUAUAUGGUAAUGAGUAAAAGAAAAUUAUUAGCAUUGGUCAAUGAAAAAUAUGUUAAUGAUUGGGAUGAUCCACGUAUGCCAACAAUAUCAGGUAUGAGAAGAAGAGGUUAUAGUCCAGAUGCUAUUAAAGAUUUUUGUAGUAAGGUGGGUAUAGCUAAGAGAGAAAAUAUGAUACCUCUUGAUCUCCUUGAAUUAUGUGUACGUGAAGAUAUGGAUAUAAAAGCAAUAAGAUUAUUUGCAAUACUUAAACCAUUGAAAGUAAUUAUAACAAAUUAUAAUCAUACUCCUGAUUAUUUAGAUAUUCACAAAUUAGUUGCUAGUAAUCAUCCAAAAUUUGAACAAAUGGGUUCUAGAAAUAUUCAAUUUGAAAAAGAAAUCUUUAUUGAUCAAGAUGAUUUUCAAGAAAUACCACAAGAUAAUUUCUUUAGACUAGCACCUAAUAGAACCGUUAGAUUAAGAUAUGCAUUUUGUAUUACAUGUAAUGAAGUUAUUAAGGAUGAUCAAGGUAGGGUGCUUGAAUUGAGAUGUACAUAUGAUCCGAGUAGUAAAAGUGGGCUCUCUACAAAUCAAAACAAAAAGAAUGAUGACAAAAAGAAUGAUGACAAAAAAAAUAAUGUCAUCCAACAAAAUAUUGAUGAUGAUAAUAAAAAAGUAAAAGCUACCAUCCAUUGGUUAUGUGCAAACAAUUCACAUCAAGCAGAAUUCAGAAUGUAUGAUAAAUUAUUUACAAAGCCAAAUCCAGAAUCAAACGAAGACAAUGAACUCAUUCAAAAAAUCACAUCAACAAUACAUCUUGAAAAUAAUACAAACAACCAAAGUAAUGGUAAAGAUGAAUAUGCUUCUAAUUCAUUAAUACAAAAUGAACAAUUAGAAGAUGAAUCUAAAAAUGCAGGAUGGAGAAAAUAUAUAAAUAAAAACUCAUUAAUUAUAUAUAAAGGACUAGUAGAAAAUUAUGCUACACGUUUUAAUGUAGGAGAUCCAAUACAAUUUGAAAGAGUCGGAUUUUUUACAAAAGAUAAAGAUACAACAAGUGAAUUACCAGUUUUUAAUUUGACAGUACCUCUAGUUGAUAAUACCAUGUUAAAAAAAAAAAAAGAAGAUCUACUACAAAAGGAAUUAGAUAAAUUAAAAAGAGAAAAAAUUGCUGCCGAAAGAAAAUUAAAAAAAGAGCAAAAAAAAAUAAGGGAGCAAAAGAAGAAAGAGCAAAAUGUAAACAAUUAG